Gadus macrocephalus (Pacific cod) is the source of this 1572-nucleotide messenger RNA. RefSeq names its product extracellular calcium-sensing receptor-like. The coding region runs from base 90 to 1397 and encodes 435 amino acids. Gene Ontology annotation, cellular component: membrane. The record is from RefSeq and is a predicted model, not a curated record. Lineage: Eukaryota; Metazoa; Chordata; Actinopteri; Gadiformes; Gadidae. The transcript has 2 exons. Gene Ontology annotation, biological process: G protein-coupled receptor signaling pathway. Gene Ontology annotation, molecular function: G protein-coupled receptor activity.
UGAAACCAUUUACCAUUGAUACACACUUUACUCACAAAGAAUUGUUUUGUUUAUUAUGUUCAUCUGAACAGGUCCUUGAUCAGUUGAAAAUGGUGAAUUUCUCUCGUAAUGGUUACCACGUCUCAUUUGAUAACAAUGGUGACCCUGUGGCCUUCUAUGAGCUGAUUAACUGGCAACAAAAUAGAAAAGGGGAUCUCGAGUUUGUAACAGUGGGAAACUACGAUGAAUCUCUUUCUCCUGGACAGAAGUUUACUAUAAAAAGGGAAAUCCGUUGGACAGACAGUAGCACACAGGUGCCUGUAUCCAUAUGCAGUGACAGCUGUCCACCAGGAACACGCAAGGUUUUGCAGAAGGGGAAGCCAAUUUGCUGCUAUGAAUGUGUACCAUGUGCUGAAGGAGGAAUAAGUAAUACUUCAGGUAUAAGCAAUGGUAUUAAUCCUAAUGUCAACUAUAGACAUACUGCAAAACCUUCCCUAAUUAUAUAUUUCUCUUUCUUAGAUUCAUCUGACUGCUUGUCUUGUCACAAGGAGUUCUGGCCCAAUGCAGAGAAGACCUUAUGUCUUCCAAAGCCUGUUGAGUUUCUUUCUUUUCAUGAGGUUUUGGGAAUCAUCUUGACAUCAUUUUCAGUUGGAGGAGCAUGUUUAACCAUUGUUACAGCCAUAGUUUUCUUCCAUCAUAGGUAUACUCCAAUAGUUAGGGCCAACAACUCUGAACUGAGCUUUCUUUUGCUCUUCUCCUUGACUUUGUGUUUCUUGUGUUCUCUUACAUUCAUUGGUCGUCCCUCGGACUGGUCCUGUAUGCUUCGCCACACAGCCUUUGGGAUAACAUUUGUCCUCUGUAUUUCUUGUGUUCUGGGAAAGACUAUAGUUGUGUUAAUGGCAUUUAAAGCCACACUGCCAGGUAGCAACAUUGCUAAAUGGUUUGGCCCUACACAGCAGAGAAUGACUGUAGUAUCUUUUACAUUUGUUCAAGUCUUGAUAUGCAUUAUUUGGUUGGUUCUUAGGCCUCCUUUCUCUAUUAGAAACCUGACCACCUACAAUGAGAAAAUAAUUCUAGAAUGUGCAUUAGGCUCAGCGAUCGGUUUCUGGGCUGUGCUUGGGUACAUCGGUCUCCUUGCUGUAUUUUGUUUUGUUUUAGCUGUUCUGGCCCGAAAACUACCUGACAAUUUUAAUGAAGCUAAGCUUAUUACAUUUAGUAUGCUUAUAUUCUGUGCUGUUUGGAUCGCUUUUAUCCCAGCAUAUAUCAGUUCCCCUGGAAAGUUCACUGUAGCUGUUGAGAUCUUUGCCAUAUUGUCCUCUAGUUUUGGGUUGAUAUUCUGUAUAUUUGUUCCAAAAUGUUUUAUCAUUUUAUUUAGACCAGAGAAAAACACCAAGAAAAAUGUAAUGGGUAAAAAAUAACUGGUUGAUUUUCAUUGAUUAAUUAACAAGCUUUUGUUAAUUAAUCAAGAAAGAAUGCAAACUUUAUAAUAUAACUAAAACGUUAUUUUAUUUUGAUCUUCUUAUAGGCAUAUUUCUGUACUUAGUUACGUCUGCCAUCGAUUGUUUAAUAGAUAACAUAAGUAAGUUGGAUUUU